AUGGAGAACUACGAGAUACAGAGCAUGAUUGGCGAAGGGACCUACGGUGCUGUCUACAAGGCGCUGAAUCGCUCGACCGGCGAGAUCGUGGCCUUGAAGAGCGUGAAGCACAUUCCUGGGAUGGAGGGCUUGCCGUGGACUGCCAUCAGGGAGAUAUCGCUGCUCAGGGAGCUGAAGCACCCCAACAUAGUCGCGCUGCAGGACGUCGUGAUGUCGGACAGCAGCAUAUGCUUGAUACUCGAGCACCACCCCAUGAGCUUGCGGCAGUACAUCGAUCUGCUGCCUGAGAGCGAAGUGAUGGACCUUCAGCUGGUCAACAGCUACCUGUUCCAGAUGACCAGCGCCAUACUCUACUGCCAUCGGCGACGCGUGAUGCACCGGGAUCUGUCGCCGCAGAACAUGCUGAUCGAUGCGAAGGGCCACAUCAAGUUGGCCGACUUUGGCAUGGGCUGUUGCUUCCAGCUGCCCAUGCGCGCGCUCACCCACGAGGUGGUCACGCUCUGGUACCGGCCGCCCGAGAUCCUUAUGGGCUGCCCGAUAUACGCCUGCCCCGUGGACAUCUGGUCCAUUGGCUGCAUCUUCUUCGAGAUGAUCACGAAGAGGCCCCUGUUUCGCGGCGACUCGGAGAUAAAUCAGCUCUUUUGCAUAUUCCGCUUGCUGGGCACCCCCACCGAGGAGUCCUGGCCGGGCGUAUCCGCACUGCCCGACUACCAGAGCACCUUUCCCGAGUGGACAGGCAAUCAGUUAGGCCAGCUGAUGACAGACCUGGACUUCUACCAUCCCGCUGUCGACCUGCUGGCCAAGAUAAUCGUCUAUCAGCCAGGGAAGCGCUUGUCCGCUGAGCAAAUCCUAGAGCAUGCGUACUUCAAGGAAGCGCCAGCGUCUUGGACUGCCUGA
Drosophila navojoa is the source of this 897-nucleotide messenger RNA. RefSeq names its product cyclin-dependent kinase 1. Gene Ontology annotation, biological process: protein phosphorylation; mitotic G2 DNA damage checkpoint signaling; G2/M transition of mitotic cell cycle. Gene Ontology annotation, molecular function: ATP binding; cyclin-dependent protein serine/threonine kinase activity. Lineage: Eukaryota; Metazoa; Arthropoda; Insecta; Diptera; Drosophilidae. Gene Ontology annotation, cellular component: nucleus. The record is from RefSeq and is a predicted model, not a curated record.